Messenger RNA from Durusdinium trenchii, 2996 nucleotides. The record is from the annotation of a GenBank genome assembly. Lineage: Eukaryota; Dinophyceae; Suessiales; Symbiodiniaceae.
UGCGGAGUCCAUGGGAGUUGCAGACAAUGAAGACUUUUCGUUCGAAGCUAUGGCCAGUGCUUGGGUUUCUCGUGGUUGUGAGUCUUUGGGUCAUUGUGUCGCAGGGCCGGAUGCUUUUUGGUUGUGAAACUGACACCGCAGCUGCAGCCACCGCGCCCACUGGACGCUCUCAAAUUUUGCACUCAGUGGGUCUCCCAGACAAGACUUGCCUGUUCGCUUGCUGCAGAAUUAAGCAAACCUGUGACCUGUGUGUUUUUAUACAUAUAUAUAUAUAUAUGUAACAUGUACAAGCAAUGAUAUGUAUGUAUACUUGGUUUACAAUUUGGUUUUGUUUAUCACGGAAAACCAUUUUGUUUUUAUUGCCGACAGCAAGGUUUACCAUCUCUGCAUUCAAUAAUUAUGGUUUUGUGAAAUCAUUUCUGAGUCGAGUUGAAGCGCUACAUCCAGACAUCACUUGCUUGAUUUGGGUUGUAGCAGACAACCGGCAAGUAUGGGGAGCUCAAGCUGACAAAAGUCUUCCUUCGAAGAUCUUGGAUGACCUACCCAAAAGGUGGCACAGUGUCAUGGUGGAAGAGCUUCAACCUCAUAUGAAUUUCAGCUUCUUGGAACUUGCAUUCCGCUAUGACUUGCAAUGUUUCAACACCGCCAUCAAGCCGGCUGCUUUCAAGUUCAUAUUUGAUCGCUACAAACCUAGCAAGAUCCUUUACUUUGACAAUGAUAUUUGGAUCAUGCAGCCGCUGACAGCCAUCAUGGAUGCGCUGGAGGAAUACAGCUUGGUCAUCACCCCCCACGCGACCCAACCGUUUCCAAUCGAUGGAAAACAGCAGGACGAAAGACAAAUCAUACUCGCUGGCCAGUUCAACUUUGGUUUCGUUGGUUUGGCCGCAACAGCAACGACCUUUCAAUGGCUGGACUUUUGGGGUGAACGUUUGCGCUACUAUGGCUUUGCCAUUCCCAGUGAGGGAAUGCACUUUGAUCAGAACUGGGGUGAUACGAUCCUGUCUUACUUCCCGCAGGAGAAGUACUUUAUUUUGAGAGAUCCACGCUACAACAUCGCGUACUGGAAUUUGCACUAUCGAGGCAAACACCUUCAUAUGGUCAAAGAUAAGGUGAUGUAUGGCUCUGAGCCCGUGGUCUUCAUGCAUUUCUCCGGCAUGUCCAACCUGCUGAAUUACAAUAUCGAAACUAUCUCUCAGCACCAGACUCGGUACAAAAUGUCAAACUUUCCAAAACUACGACCCAUUUUUGAGAAGUACCUUGCGAUGCUGAAAGCUGAAGAUGCAAUGCGAUGGAGGCACGUGCCUUACGGCUUUGGCUGUUUCACUGACGGAACCAUGAUUCCUGAUGCGGUUCGCACUUAUUACGCAAGGAUGUUGGAUCCAGGUUCUUCUCGACGAGAUGACGCAGUGGCCUUCCGCGAGUUCGUGGCUUAUCACGAUCCAUUCAAAGUGGAUGUAGGGUCCAAGGUGUCGGUUCUCUCUUGGAUGUUGCAGGGAGCUCACCACUUGAUUGUGGAGCCACGUGGGUCGGAUUGGGUGCCUGAAGUGGCCUGGCAAAUCUAUAUGUCAAGGCCAGAUGUGCAAUCUGCCUUCAGCGAUCCAUUUGGCAAACACCGGGAAGACUUGCAUGGUUGGUUUCGCAGCGAUGGCAUGAGGGACCACGGCCUGGAACCUCUCAAAGCUCACAUUAUUCAUGUUGAACAGCAACAGAAUUCAGUGGUAUUCCAGAAGCGCUUGCCUUUUGGCGUGAAUGUGUAUGGUUGGUUGAACGGUGUCUUUGGGGUUGGGGAGGCCAGCCGCUUGACGCUGGAAGCUCUGGAUGAAGUGGGAACACCCACUGCACCUAUUUUGCUUCCAUCCAACGAGCAGCACGAGCAGCGGGUGACGUUCGUCAAACCCACACGUCUUCCUGCAUAUCAUUUCAAUUUGUUUGUAGCAAAUGCUUUGAACACCGAUGAAAUUCGGCAGAAGUAUCCACCUGGAGAAUGGAAACGGCAUUACAACAUCGGUUACUGGGCCUGGGAACUGGAGGUGUUUCCGACUCCUUGGCUGCGAAAUAUGGAAAUCUUCGAUGAGAUUUGGACAGUUUCAGACUUUGUCACAAAUUCAAUCCUUUCUGCCCCUGGCUAUGCAGGGAAGUUUUCACAGCCAGUGACAACCAUGCCAAUGGGGCUGGACAUGAAUUUGUCAAUGUAUCGUCCAAAUAGGGAGCUCUUCGACUUUCCAGAAGGCACGAUGGUGUUCUUGGUGAUGUUCGACUUCUUGAGCAGUUUUCAUCGCAAGAACCCAUUGUCCGCAUUGGCUGCCUUCAAGAAAGCCUUCGAGCUGAAGCCGAAAGCGAAAGUGCUGCUGGUGAUCAAGUGUCUUCUGCCGACUGGGCACUUUGCAUUUGAGCAAGAAUUCUGGCAGUUGAAAGAUGAGGUGAGUAAAGUCAGCAGGGUUCGGAUCAUGAUCGAUGUGCUGUCCAGAGAGGAUCUUCGCACACUGAUGGCCUCAGUGGAUGUUUUCGUCUCGAUGCACCGAUCAGAAGGCUAUGGCUUGGUUUUGCUGGAGAUGCUCAUGUUGGGAAAGCCGGUCAUUGCCACAAAUUACAGUGGCAACAUGGAGUUUAUGUCUCAGCUCCCAAAGGAGUUUCGAUUCAUGCAGGUUCCCUUCACUUACACGUGGGUAAAUGUCUCAGAGCCCUUCAAAGGCAUUUACAAAUCGGAUCAGCGAUGGGCCGAUCCUGACGUCUCCAAAGCCGCCAAGGCGAUGUUUCUCCUCUAUGAAGAUCGGACUCGCUUGGAGGCCUGUCGCUCAGUUGUUGGCCCUCUCUUCCGCAAGAAGUUUGGAGCCCAAAGCAUUGGCUCCCGGAUGCAGCUGCACCUGAAAUCGCUCUUCAGCAAGCCAAAGCACCGUUAGCGCCAAAAUGGCCCUGGUGGAUCGACAGACAUAUGGUAAAUGCUAAAAGGCCACUACGAUUUGGCAGCUUUCGGACAUUUCCAACACGCGACUUAG